GGAGGAAGAAAUGUGUAUAUUUCAGGGCUUGCCCUAUGUCACGUAAUGGCCUCUAUCGUGCGCUAAAAAAGAAAACUACUUAUUAACACAGGUAAAUAUAGAGGUAUUUCGAUUGACCUGACUCAGAGGACGGCCAGAGUGACCGGAAUCCCCCUCUUUCCGAGGUAGUGCGCUCCGGGUGGGGCAGAGCGGUCAGCUGCGCUAGGGGCGGAAUGCCCCGCGCCUAGCCACACCUGGAGCUGAAGAUGGUGUUGCAACACGCUCUCCGACGGGCGCUGCUGGCUUGCCCCUGGAAAGGGGCAAGGCUUCGGUGGCAGCACACCGCCUCGCUGAAGGUGGCCAACGAGCCCAUCCUGGCCUUCACGCAGGGCAGCCCUGAGCGAGAUGCAUUGCAGAAGGCCUUGAAGGACCUGAAGGGCCGGACAGAAGCCAUCCCGUGCGUGGUGGGGGACGAGGAGGUGUGGACCUCGGACGUGCGGUACCAGGUGUCGCCCUUUAACCAUGGACACAAGGUGGCCAAGUUCUGCUAUGCAGACAAGGCCCUGCUCAACAAAGCCAUCGAGGCUGCACUGGCCGCCAGGAGAGAGUGGGACCUGAAGCCUGUCGCAGACCGGGCCCAGAUCUUCCUGAAGGCUGCAGACAUGCUGAGUGGGCCGCGCAGGGCAGAGGUUCUUGCCAAGACCAUGGUGGGGCAGGGUAAGACAGUGAUCCAGGCGGAGAUCGACGCUGCGGCCGAGCUGAUCGACUUCUUCCGAUUCAACGCCAAGUUCGCUGUGGAGCUGGAGGGGGAGCAGCCCAUCAGCGUGCCACCCAGCACCAACAGAGUGGUGUACCGGGGGCUGGAGGGCUUUGUGGCAGCCAUCUCGCCUUUCAACUUCACGGCCAUCGGCGGCAACCUGGCGGGGGCGCCGGCCUUGAUGGGCAAUGUGGUCCUCUGGAAGCCCAGCGACACUGCCAUGCUGGCCAGCUAUGCCGUCUACCGCAUCCUCCGGGAGGCUGGCCUGCCGCCCAACAUCAUCCAGUUUGUGCCAGCUGACGGGCCCGCCUUUGGGGACACGGUUACCAGCUCGGAGCACCUGUGCGGCAUCAACUUCACAGGCAGCGUGCCUACCUUUAAACACCUAUGGAAGCAGGUAGCCCAGAACCUGGAUCGCUUUCGGACCUUCCCACGCCUGGCUGGAGAGUGCGGCGGGAAGAACUUCCACUUCGUGCACCGCUCCGCCGACGUGGACAGCGUGGUGAGUGGCACGCUGCGCUCAGCCUUUGAAUAUGGGGGCCAGAAGUGCUCCGCCUGCUCCCGUCUCUACGUGCCCCACUCGCUCUGGCCACAGAUCAAACAGCGGCUGCUUGAGGAGCACAGCAGGAUCAAAGUGGGCGACCCUGUGGAAGAUUUUGGGACCUUCUUCUCCGCAGUGAUUGAUGCCAAGUCCUUCGGCCGCAUCAAGAAGUGGCUAGAGCACGCCCGCUCCUCGCCCGGCCUCACCGUCCUGGCCGGGGGCUCGUGUGACGACUCCGUGGGCUACUUUGUGGAGCCCUGCAUUGUCGAGAGCAAGGACCCACAGGACCCCAUCAUGAAGGAGGAGAUCUUCGGGCCUGUGCUGACUGUGUACAUCUACCCAGAUGACAAGUACAAGGAGACGUUGCAGCUGGUUGAUAGCACUACCAGCUACGGCCUCACGGGGGCAGUGUUCGCCCAGGAUAAGGACAUUGUCCGGGAGGCCACAGAGAUGCUGAGGAAUACUGCCGGCAACUUCUACAUCAACGACAAGUCCACUGGCUCGGUGGUGGGCCAGCAGCCCUUCGGGGGGGCCCGAGCCUCCGGCACCAAUGACAAGCCAGGGGGACCCCACUACGUCCUGCGCUGGACGUCGCCACAGGUCAUCAAAGAGACUCACAAGCCUCUGGGGGAUUGGCGCUACUCGUACAUGCAGUGAGCCCACGUGGAGCCUUCGCUGUCCACCUGUCUGUCUGUCUGUCCAGGCGACUAACCUCAGUGCACUGGCCCCCUGAGCCUUUCCCCACUCCUCCCUGUGGGAUGGCCCCCACUCUAGAGACAAGGGCUGGCCCCUUACCCCCUGCUGGCCCAUACCCUGGUCUGUCCCCCAUCUUGGGGUCAGGUGCUGCAGCUCUGGUUUGAGAUCCCUGGGGAGGAACAAGCCUGCUGCCCCUCAUCCCAUCGGGGUGUCCUAGAAAUUACACAUCGUAGGUGCGACCUUGGUGCCAGCUGGUUCUCCCUCUGUCCUUUCUGCUUUUUUUCCACAUAGUGGCACAGUGGUUUAUGGCCUUGGGAAAUGAUGGGAGGCAGCUCCCGACCCUUUGGGGAAAAGGAGGCAGCUCCGUGCCCCGGCGGCAGGCCUCAUUGCCCACAGAGGCUCACAGCCUGGGCCCUGGCUUCCCAGGCCUGCGGGCUUCGGUGUGACCAGCGUGGUCUGCAGGGUGUGGGCACCGGCUGACCUGGCCCUCUGUGGUCUGGGCCACCCACCUUUCAUGCCAGCUCGCUACCCAGACCCACCUGAGCCAGUGGGUACCUGUGCCUGACCGUCAGCCUUAGAUGCCCAUGUGCCUUUCUCCUGUGCGUCCUCAUGCCCACGUGGUUCCUGGCUGACUCCAUGCAGCGAGCCUGGGGGCCGCUGGAGGCCACCUGCCAAGGUGUGGGAUCGGUCCUUCCUGUUGGGGCUGUGAUUUUGGAAAUUGGGUGGACCUUCCUGCUGUGCCAGCUUUCCCUUAGCCCUCUAGUCCUGCCUGCGGGUGGCCACUCCCAGAGCCCAUGCUGGCCUGGGGCCUCCUGCCGGGGCGCGGUUCCCACUGGCUGUGGCGGAACAGGCUCGGGAGAGGGGGCUCCCACCAUCUCCCCAGCCCCUGAGACCCACUCUUGGGUCCCCGUCCUGCCAGGGCCGAGGAUUGCCCAUAGAGCCUUCCUCCCUUUGCAUGCUAGUGGCUCUGUGUAGACUGGCCCUUGGUGACCUGUCCUUUGUUUGAAGUAGCCAAUCAGUGGACUCUCUCGGAUAGGUUGGAUUCUGGGCGGCCAGCCAUCUAUAAAGAGUGACUUUGGACGGCAGUUUUUAGGGAACCCUAAAAGUGCAGGGCCCUCCUCAAGGACAGCUGGCAGGGGGUCCUCAUGGGGUUGGUGUGGCCAUUCCCCAAGUGCCAUGAUCUCACACUGUGGCCAUCGGUCAGGGUGAGUGCCAAUAGCGCCGGGAUAGGGUGUGGGUCCUGCUUCCUUCCGGCUUCUGCGCUGUUUCCCACAGUGCCCGCUCAGGUGCCCGGGGUGGGUGGGCUGGAAACGUUGUGGUCCUGCUGGCUCUGCACUGUGAAGUGGCAAUGGGGUUUGUCCUGAUGUCACCCAAUAAAAUACCUGUUACUUCAUCAAGUUGGGGGUCUUUCUGGUGGGGCUUGUGGGGGCUGGUCAGCUUCUAAGUCUGAUGGCAUUGCCAGUGUGUCAUAGGUGUCAGCGGCAUGGUGCCCUCAGUGUGACAGCAGGAGGGCCGGCACUGACGCAUGGGGAUACCUGCGGCAGGUGGCGGGGACUCUGGAACCUGAUGGACCGGGUUCAGAUCCCAGCUCCCCAAAGUUGUGCAACCUCUUGGACCUUCAGUCUCUUCAUCUCUCUGCAAGAUGGGAAUAAUCACACACACGCGUGCGCACACACACACACAGGUGGUCAUGAGAAUUAAGUAAAUUGAUUCAUGUAGGUGUAUAGAACAGUGCCAGGCACAGAAUCAAUGAUUUGACAGUUACCCAUUUUCCCCUUGUUAUAACAACCCCUAUUGUGUGCUAUGAUCGUUAAGUUUACGUGCCUGGAUAUUUUAGUCAGACCUUAUUCUGGGUGUUUCCAUGAAGGUGUUUUUGAAUGAGAUUAGCAUUUAAAUCAGUGGACUUCCAGUAAAGCAAGAUUACCCUCCAUACUGUGGGUGGACCUCAUCCAAUCAGUCAAAGGCCUUAACGGAACAAAGGCUGACCCCCUCCCACCCACCCCCCUGUCCCGAGCAAGGAGGAAUUCUGCCAGCAGUUUGCCUUUAGACUCAACCACAGCUCUUCCCGGGUUACCAAC
Pteronotus mesoamericanus is the source of this 4051-nucleotide messenger RNA. It is a transcript of the gene ALDH4A1, whose product is annotated as aldehyde dehydrogenase 4 family member A1. The transcript has 15 exons. Bases 246 to 1934 code for a protein of 562 amino acids. The record is from RefSeq and is a predicted model, not a curated record. Gene Ontology annotation, molecular function: L-glutamate gamma-semialdehyde dehydrogenase (NAD+) activity. Lineage: Eukaryota; Metazoa; Chordata; Mammalia; Chiroptera; Mormoopidae.